Orussus abietinus is the source of this 2130-nucleotide messenger RNA. Its product is annotated as orexin receptor type 2. Gene Ontology annotation, molecular function: G protein-coupled receptor activity. The record is from RefSeq and is a predicted model, not a curated record. Bases 1543 to 2130 code for a protein of 195 amino acids. Gene Ontology annotation, biological process: G protein-coupled receptor signaling pathway. Gene Ontology annotation, cellular component: membrane. The transcript is spliced from 4 exons. NCBI's taxonomy places the organism in Eukaryota, Metazoa, Arthropoda, Insecta, Hymenoptera, Orussidae.
AGCAGUUCGCAUCGCCCGGCGCAGCUCCGCGUCUUUUAACAAAUCCAUCCGAUCUGUCAAAGGUAUAACGUCUCGAGGCGGCAUAUGACAUUCCUGUUGCUCCGGGGAAGGCGCUCGAGGAUCGUGUCGGUGCAUCGCCUAAGAAAAAUUCGGAGCAUUCGAAGAAUCCGUCAACGUCCUCGGCAGUCGAUGAUGCGAGAUACCCGAGGAAGGAAACCAUUCCUCGAGAUUUCUUUAACGGAGUGUCCGCGCAGAAGCACGUUGUUAACGAAAAGCGAUUACAGCCCGGAAAGGAAGAUCACUUCGACAUCUUAUUCGCACCUGGAUACGCUGCUCUCACUGUUCCAACGUCUGGAAUAAUUAUAAAAUAUUUCCGCCGAUUUUUCCUCUGGAUGGAAAUUAAUAAUCGACAUGACGUAUUUUGAUUAGACAAACACCGCUCUCUGUCCAAGAAUGUAAAAUGACUUCGACAUCUUACUCAUCCCCGGAAUGAGUGAACACUUCGGCCACGUUAUUUUAGCAUCCGGGGUAAUUCCUCUCGAUUUUUAUCCAGGACGGAAAUUAAUAUACAAUAUGAUGUGUUUUAAUCGGAUGAACGCCACUCGCAGUGACACGGUAUACAAAACAGAUGUACACGUAUGUAUAUGCAUUUGGCGCGGAAUUCAACCGAGUUUCUCGAUGACUUCGACAUUCUGCUCAUCCCUGGCUGAUUUUCUCAUUGGAUGGAAACUAAUCGCAGAUAUGAAGAGCUCCGAUCGGACGAGCGCCGCUUCCGGUGUUCCGGAAAAGAGAACAUUUUUUCCGUGGGCAUGAAGAUUGAUCGCGCACCGAAAUACACAAUGGAGACAAUAUCUGAUGAUGUUACACAGAAGGGACGUUAAAGCGAUAAAAAUGAAUCGGGACGUCGGUUAGAUUUCCAGAGGUCGUUAAUCAUCGCCGGGAGGAACCCGAGGAGCCUGUCUGGCAAUAGCGACGAUCGAGUGAUAUUUGUAACGAUCAAACCGUUCGAUUGGAUUAAUCGACCUUGUAGCGUGCAUCCAUAAACCUGGUGAACAUUUGUGAACAUUUGUGAACAUUUGUGAACUCGGUCCUCCUUGGGGAAAGUCGAGUAAUACCCGAAAACGCGGAUAACUGAACGCUGAAGUCGGGAGUUCCUUCGAUGAAAGUUCUCCAUUUUGUCGUAAACGUUCCUUUUCUCUUCGAGGGAACAUCCAGGUGCUUCGAGACACUCAUUCUCUCCACGAGGGGACAGAGUCGUCGAGGGAGGCGGAAGAAGAAGAAGGAGCCCCCGAAGAAUGCAACCCUGCACGAGGAGGAAGAGGAAAAGAAGGAGAGUCUCCGCCUCUCUCUCGCGUCCUGGGCCUUUGAAGAGAACUCGAUGAGCCUCCUCGAUGACCAGCACACCCCGAAGAGCGGAGCGACGAGCCCGCUCCUAGGAUCUCCAGGCCGAAGAAUCGACCUUACCGAGUGGACGAGUCGAAGCGAGUCAAGCCGAAGAUCAUCGAGGAAUUUGAAAAGAGGAUUUUAAAAGGGAUCCUCGCCAUGAAGAGCACCCAGAAGACCCUUUUGUCCUGCCUGGCGACCGUCUUGCUCGCCCUGGACCUCGUUCUGGCAGCGAACGACACUCUGGAAGAGUACGACGAGGACGAGAUGGACGACUACCGCAGGAACAACUGCACCAACGACUAUUGCAUCCCUGACGAGGACUAUUUCGUCCUGAUGGAGGAGCACAUAUUCCCGGACUCGUACGACUGGGUCUUCAUCACGUUGCACAGCGUCGUCUUCGUGGGGGGUCUCGUCGGCAACGCGCUGGUCUGCUUGGCCGUCUAUAGGAACCACUCGAUGAGGACCGUCACCAACUACUUCAUCGUCAACCUGGCCGUGGCCGAUCUGCUCGUUAUCCUGAUCUGUCUGCCACCUACGGUCGUCUGGGACGUCACCAAGACCUGGUUCCUCGGGCUCGAGCUCUGCAAGGCCGUGCCUUACCUUCAGUCUGCAUUCUGUAGAGACCAGCCGAUAUUUUCCGGCAAUAUGGCGGCGAACAACAAGAAAGAAGAUAUGAGCGAGGGUCGAGGGGGUGCAUUUGAUAAAAAUGAAAAGGAUGAAAAGGGCGACGGGAAAGCGCAAUAG